GACUAAUCAAUCCAUCGAAAUGGCUGCUGUUCAGAAAAUUACUCUAGCCCUUGUGUGCCUGUGCUUCUUGUGUGAUAUGGUUCUGUGCCAGCAGCAGGCCAGCAAUAAUUCGGAAACGGAUUCCGAUGUGGCUGAGAGCCGCACAUUUGGCCAUCAUUUUUUGCGUCGCAUUAGCUUUGCCCUAGUGCCAGGAGCAUUUGUUGUCGGUGUAAUUACCACCUUGUUGGCCGCUCUCACUGUAGUCUCCAUUAAGGGUCUGGGUGUGGGUGUCAUCUUGCUGGUGCUGGCCAUCGGACAGAUGUUAUCCCGUGCUCUGCCCGUUCAGGCAGCUGCUGCUUAUGCUGCCGCCCCAGUUCCCGCCCCCGUUCCCGUUGUCUACUCCCAUUCCCAUACACAGCAGCCCGUUUGGCUGGAAAAGGAAUGGUAG
Drosophila willistoni is the source of this 427-nucleotide messenger RNA. RefSeq names its product protein apnoia (gene apn). The record is from RefSeq and is a predicted model, not a curated record. Bases 20 to 427 code for a protein of 135 amino acids. The transcript has 2 exons. NCBI's taxonomy places the organism in Eukaryota, Metazoa, Arthropoda, Insecta, Diptera, Drosophilidae.